Acanthosepion pharaonis is the source of this 738-nucleotide messenger RNA. NCBI's taxonomy places the organism in Eukaryota, Metazoa, Mollusca, Cephalopoda, Sepiida, Sepiidae. The record is from the annotation of a GenBank genome assembly.
AUGAAUGAAAAUUGCAGUUAUAAAUUUUUUGAAGUUAGCAAUAAAAUCGAGAUCAAUAUCCCCAGGUCCUUUAUUAAACAUCUGAUAUUGCAUUUCUUUUCUCGUUCUUUCUUUUGUUUUCUUGCUUUCUUUUUUUUUAAUUCUUUCAUCUUUGAUUAUCCUUCUCGUUAUUAUAAAAAUAUUUUUCUUUUUUUCUUUCUUUUAGAAAUACUUUCCCAUUUUUCUUCUUUCUUUUUUGAUACUUUCUUUCUUUCUCUUAGCAAAAAUUUCUUAUUCUUCUUUAAAAAUUCGUGCAAAUUUCUUUCUUUCUUUCUUUCUUUCUUUCUUUCUUUCUUUUUUCUGCAUUUUUUUCUUUCUUCUCAUUCUACUCAGAAAAUCCUUACACAUUUUUUCUUUCAUUAUUUUUUCUUCGCAUCCUGUUCUGAAAGAAAAGUCCUGAAUUUAAUAAGUUUUUCUUUCUUUUUCCUUCUUUUUUCUUCCUUUUUUCCUUUUUUCCCUUCCAUCCUUUCUCACUUUCUUUUUAUUCUUUCUUUCUUUCUUUCUUUCUUUAGCAAUUACAUUAUUUUUCAUUCUUAUAAGUUAUCUUCCAUUUAUUUUGUUCUUACUCUUUCCUUAGCUUUAUCGCAGAUUCAUCUCUUCUGCUUAAACCCUAGAUUUUCUGUAACCUUUUCUAUCCUCGUCUUCUUCAUUUUAUCCCCCCUUCUAUUAUUAGGUAUUGAGUACCUCUCUUCAUCCUAG